UCUGUGUGCCUACGAAAAUGAACAAAAGUCAAAACAAACCAAACUCAGCACUUCAGUUUUGCGUGGCUCACUCAUAAUCAAUUUAGAGAAAAUUCAAGAACAAAACGUCCUACUCAGAAUACUGUGAAGCCAUCCCAUCUCGACAUUUCCCACUUACAGAUUUGAGUAUGGCUCUGCAUUUCAUCAGUAGCAGUGCAUGCUUGUUCUGUGGUCUGAGUCAGAGGAAAGCACUGAGAGUGAGAACCGUAGCUUCUGAGGAUGCAACUGCUGUUAAAACUGUUGGUGAGGAAGAUAAGGUGAAGUUGGGUGGUUCAGAUUUGAAGGUUACUAGGCUUGGGAUUGGGGCUUGGUCCUGGGGUGACACCAGCUACUGGAACAACUUUGAAUGGGAUGACAGGAAGAUGAAGGCUGCUAAGGGAGCUUUUGAUGCGAGUAUAGAUUGUGGUAUUACAUUCUUUGACACUGCUGAAGUUUAUGGCUCAAGGGUGACUUUUGGUGCAGUAAAUUCUGAAACACUGCUAGGAAGGUUUAUCAAGGAAAGGAAAGAAAGGAAUCCACAGGUGGAAGUUGCAGUUGCGACCAAAUUUGCAGCACUACCAUGGAGGUUUGGUCGUCAAAGUGUCCUUACUGCUCUUAAAGAUUCCCUCUGCCGUCUCGGACUGUCAUCAGUUGACCUUUAUCAGCUACAUUGGCCUGGCAUAUGGGGAAAUGAAGGAUACAUUGACGGCCUUGGAGAUGCUGUGGAGCAAGGCCUUGUGAAGGCUGUUGGAGUAUCUAAUUAUACUGAGAAACGACUUCGUGAUGCAUAUGAGCAACUUAAAAAGAGAGGCAUCCCACUGGCCUCCAACCAGGUCAAUUACAGUCUCAUAUAUAGGGCUCCAGAGGAAAAUGGUGUAAAGGCAGCCUGUGAUGAACUUGGUGUCACUCUCAUUGCAUAUUCACCUAUUGCUCAAGGUGCCCUAACAGGGAAGUAUACCCCAGAAAACCCUCCUUCUGGCCCUCGAGGACGGAUUUAUACUUCUGAGUUCUUGGUCAAACUGCAACCUCUGAUAAACAGAAUACAGGAGAUAGGAGAGGCAUAUGAUAAAACACCAACUCAGGUUGUCCUGAACUGGUUGAUCGCCCAAGAGAAUGUUGUUCCCAUCCCAGGGGCUAAAAAUGCAGAGCAAGCGAAGGAGUUCGCGGGUGCACUUGGUUGGAGGCUUGGCAACGAGGAGAUCGAUGAGCUCCGAUCAUUGGCGUCGAAAAUACGACCCGUUAUGAGUCGAGUUUAGAUCAAUGUUUUCAGAACCGGACCGGACCGGCCGGUUCGACCGAUUGGACCGCGAACCGGCCAUGUCACCGGUCCGGUCUAAUGCUAAAGCCGGAAGCUCAUGAAGAACCGUUGAAACCCGGACAAACCGUGUGAACCGUUAAGAACCGUGAACCGGCGAUUUUUUAAAUUCUUCAACAAAAUAUCAAGAAUGGUGUAGCUAUGAUUCGAACCUGGGCCUCCAAAUUUGGAUAUGACAAUCUUACCGCUGGACUGUAGUUAAGUUUGUUGAGAAUUCUACUUGACUAAAAAAUAUAUUAAAACAUCAAGUUCUUCUCUUUUUUUUUU
Messenger RNA from Coffea arabica (coffee), 1600 nucleotides. RefSeq lists its product as uncharacterized. NCBI's taxonomy places the organism in Eukaryota, Viridiplantae, Streptophyta, Magnoliopsida, Gentianales, Rubiaceae. Gene Ontology annotation, cellular component: cytoplasm. The record is from RefSeq and is a predicted model, not a curated record.